This is a messenger RNA of Vicia villosa (hairy vetch), 1308 nucleotides long. RefSeq lists its product as uncharacterized. The coding region runs from base 1 to 1308 and encodes 435 amino acids. Lineage: Eukaryota; Viridiplantae; Streptophyta; Magnoliopsida; Fabales; Fabaceae. The record is from RefSeq and is a predicted model, not a curated record. The transcript is spliced from 2 exons.
AUGUCUAGAAUAACAUAUUUCUUUGGGACACCACCAGUCCAACCUAGGCAUACUUCUCAAGUGUCGAAUGUGAGAGUAGUCGAAACACCAGGUAAUGGGGAUGGUUUAUGUAUUCAACGUCAAACCACAGAAAGAGGCGAAGAGGAACAUUUGGAACAAAAUAUACCUAGGGUAGUACAAAGAAAUCAGGAUGCAGAGCAAGUUUUAAGAAAUGUUCAACAAAAUAAUUUUAUGGGAAAUAAUAACAUUUCAAAUGUGGUAGAACAAAUCUUAGUCCAAAAUGGUAUAAAUGUGGGUUUGCAUAGACCCAAUUUUGUAUCCCCUUUGUCAGAAUAUAUUAGACAAACAGAGUUACCUAGGGGUUGGAAAGUCCCAAAGUUUACAAAGUUUGCUGGUGAGACGGGCGAAUCUACAGUCGAACACGUUGCUAGGUUUCAAACAGAAGCAGGUGAUCUUGCUAAUAAUGAAAACUUAAAAUUAAAAUACUUUCCUAGUUCUUUAACAAAGAGUGCUUUCACUUGGUUUACCACUUUGCCACCUCAAUCAGUGUUUUCUUGGAACCAGUUAGAGAGAUUGUUUCAUGAACAGUUUUAUAUGGGACAGUCUAAGAUAAUUUUGACAGAGUUAGCAGAUGAGUUUGACUCAGACAAUAGUUAUGAUGAAAACGAGAUUAAUGUGGAUGAGUUAAAACCAGGGCCUCCUUAUGUUUGUAAACUACUCACGCCUUCGAACGGAAAAAAUCCUGUAGAAGAAAACCAAAAUGAAAAGUUCACAAAUAAAACUUAUACUUUUGAUAUAACAAAAUGUGAUGAGAUAUUUGAUUUGUUAGUUGCUGAUGGACAAAUCAUUGUGCCUCCAGGAUUAAAAAAUCCUCCAUUAGAACAAAAAAAGAAGAGAGGAUAUUGUAAAUUUCAUAAUUUUUUGGGCCAUAAAACAUCUCAAUGUGUGCUUUUCAGGGAUUUGGUGCAGAAGGCUUUGAAGGAAGGGAUGCUGCAAUUUGGUGGGAAGCAAAAAUCAUCAAUGCAAGUGGAUGAGAAUCCAAUGAUGGUUGGAGAAUCCAACUACACUGAAGUUGCUGGUAUAAUGAUGGUCGAAACUACUAAGGGUUUUGACAAAGAAAAAGAUAUGGCUACUGAUGGCCAGAUAUUGAGCAUGGCUUACCCAAAGCCACCUGAAAGUCUGUUGAAGUUUUUGGAAAGGUGUCACAAAAAUAAUACACAAGUUGGAUUGUGCCCAAGGUGCGACGCUGUGUAUGACGUCGACGCUGCCAAAAUAGUCAAUUUUGGUUUGCAGGAGAAAGCAGUAUGA